Messenger RNA from Cavia porcellus (domestic guinea pig), 3888 nucleotides. RefSeq names its product HAUS augmin like complex subunit 7 (gene Haus7). The transcript has 10 exons. Gene Ontology annotation, cellular component: HAUS complex. The record is from RefSeq and is a predicted model, not a curated record. NCBI's taxonomy places the organism in Eukaryota, Metazoa, Chordata, Mammalia, Rodentia, Caviidae. The coding region runs from base 50 to 1144 and encodes 364 amino acids. Gene Ontology annotation, biological process: centrosome cycle; spindle assembly. Gene Ontology annotation, molecular function: microtubule minus-end binding.
GUGGCAAGUGCGACCAGGAGUGGGCGAGGCCCGGCUUCAAGCGCGAAAGAUGGCCGAGGCGAGUGCUGUAGUGGCUCUUGGCUCACCCGGCGACUUCUGCGAAGACGCGGAUGACAGCCCUGUGUUUAAGGCGGCCUUGGAGGUGUUCGGGAAGCUAAAGGACCUAAACUGCCCCUUGCUGGAGGGUUUGUAUGUCGCAGAACCAAACACGAUCCAUGAGCUGCUGUGUACACCCUCAAAGUACCGCUUGGAGAUCCUGGAGUGGAUGUACAUACGGGUCUGUCCCUCCAUGCAGGACAAAUUCAGCGCACUGAAGGGGGCACCGGUGCAGGCAAAGAUCCAAGAGAUGGUGAAACUAGGCCAUGAGCUGAUGCUGUGUGCGCCCGAUGACCAGGAGCUGCUUAAGGGUUAUGCCAGUGCCCAGAAGCAGCUGCAGUUCAUGGGCCAGAUGCUUGAUGCUGUGCAGAGCCUGGCCAUUGGAUAUUCCAGUUAUCCCAGUGUGAAGGAGCACCUUGAGGACACUGCCGAGAAGAAUGAAAAGUUGCUGGAGGAGCUCUGUGGCACGGAUCUGGAGAUGCUUCUGAACCCCGAAGCGGAGCCAUGGCCCUUGGACAUGCAGCCUGUCCUCGAGGAUCAGAGUGAUGAAUGUGAAGGGCCCAGCCCCUUGUCCCAGUGGGAGCAGGAGAAGGUGGUGGAACUGGCCAGGCAGCUGCAGGAGGGCGCAGCCAGGCUGUGGGCCCUCAGGGCCGAGAGCUUGGAGAAGCAGAAGGCUGGGGAGGCUGCAGGUGGCGCUGACACCAGCAUGCUGGAGCAGAAGCUGCGUCUGGUCAUCUCUGACUUCCACCAGCUGGUCCUGGCCUUCAUCCAGGUCUAUGACGACGAGCUAGGGGAGUGCUGCCAGCGCCUAGCCCCUGACCUCCACCCGUGUGGCCCCAUCAUCCAAGCUGUGCACCAGACUCUCACUUCUUGCAAUCAACUGUUGCAAGCAGUCGUGGAGGUCACGGACGCCUCUGCACAGGCCACGGAUGCGGUGGAGAGGCAGGAGAACGAGCCUAUCUAUUGGGACAGCAGCAGCUCCGUGAUGAGCCUAGAUGAGGCAACUGAAAUCCAGGGAGAUGGGAUGACUUGCACAAUACCAAGUUAAUGAAGAGUUACUCUUUUUUUUUUUUUCCAAAUCCAUCUUAUUUCAAAGAGGGAAAAAAUAAAAUAAGACAAAAUUUCAGAACACGUCCGUCUGGGGCAACAAUGGUACAUACACUGCGCAUUGUCAUCCCCAAAUCUUUCACCCAGAGCACAGGAGCUCUGCAUUCAGUUGUCCGAACAGUACCGGCGCAGAUCUUCCUCUUCAGUGAACUCCGAGAAAUCAGUAGUGUGACUACCGUAGCUAGCUUUUCAUUACACACACAUACACGUGCACGUAUACAUGUUGUUUCUUUCAGCUUCUCACACUAGGGAGACAGUACGAUGUUUACGUGUACUCUUGACUCCUAGUCCAAUGCGUGUUUUGCAAAAAACUGACUCUCGGGUUCCUGGGAAAGCAGACAAAGCACCGCAGAGGCGCUACCCUUAGAAGCAAGCUGGGCCAGUGUGAGGCUGCAGACCAAGAUGAGAAACAGCAGCUCACCCCGCUAGAUGUCCACCAUGCCACGUUUGUGUUCCUCAAAGCUGAAGAACGAAUUUUAUGGAAUAACAGAGGUUAAGAGUGGGGAAGAUUCUUGGGAAAAGGAAUAGGGAGUGGGAAUAGCUCCUGAGGUAACUGUAGGGGUCCCGAAUGGGUUGCCCUCCUUUGGUUUCAUGAGACAGGGUCUCGCUGUGUAGUCCAGCCUGAUCUUGAACUGGCUUUGUAGCCCAGGUGGGCCUGGAACUUGCAGCAGUCCUCCUGCCUCAGCCUCCUGAGUGCUGGAAUGACAGGCUUGCGCCACCAUGCCUGGCCAGAGGAGGCCUUCAACUGGAAUUCCUGUGAGGCUUUGCAAGUGUUUUCUUAGUCCCUGGUUUUCGUCCUUGUGGGGAGUGGUGCCUGCACAUGACACAUCUUCGUUCUUUCUGUGUCCCUUCCCCUCCCUUCCUCUCGGUCACCUUCACUUUUGCAAAACAUCUGUCUCCUUGUUUUCUAUUACGUAUCUUUUCUUUUGCUUUUUUUUGUCUUUCUGAGCCAGGGUCUCACUGCAGUUCAGGCUGGCCUUGAGCUCACUUUGUAGCCCAGGCUGGUCUCAAAACUCCAGUGAUUCGCCUGCCUCAGCCUCCCGAGUGCUGGGGUUACAGGCUUGUAUCUUUAUUUUACUUUAGAGGGUUUAUACUAUGUGUUUCCCCUUUAAGAGAAGCUGUGUGAUAUUUAACAUUGCAGUCUCAGGUGCACCCAUUUUCCUGCACAUGACACAGACGGGUCCUUCUUGGUGGCAGUGUAGUGAGUAAUGCCAGUUUUUCGGUCUCUUCGUCAGUCAAUGGACAUGUAGCUGCUUCGCAUACUGACCUUGGAGAAAUGGUUAGAAUGUUAGUCCCUGUCUUUGCUGACACAUGGCUGCUGUGAAGUAGACAGGAAUGGGAGGUGGGAGCCCAGCGCUUGGGAGGCUGGGGUGCUGGGAGCAGUGGGGCGCCGGUCUCUGUAGGGCGUGGUCUGGCAGGUGUUCAGGGAGGGAACCCUCGUUUGCUCUUUUGUGAAGAAGGUGAUGCACACAGAUGCCUUCCUGGCCUCAGAGGGUCCAGACCUGCCCUCUGCAGCUCCUCUCCAAACUCCCUGGAAGGGGACCCCAGGAAAUGGCUCUUGUCACAACUGUGAAGACAGAGGACCUGGAUACAUGACUUGGGACAUUCAGAUACAAACCAUGUGAGCCCACUUGGUGCACCGUCCACCUUCACGCAGACAGCCAGGAAAACCCAGGAAAGCAAACCGAGGUGGCUGAUCUCUUAAGAGCAGAGAGCCAGCAGGUGGGAGCAGGAGCCGAGUGCUGAGUGGUGCGCACAGUCCCAGGGGCCGAGAGAAGAGCCCAGUUUGGGUUUGCAUCGGAGCCUGCAGGAUGCUGGCAUGGACCCAGCCCACUGCCACGGGAGUGUCAGGGCUGGCAUCGGGGGCCGGAGCUUGGAGAGAAGAAGCCGUGCUCAGUGUCAGGAGAUGCCCCUUGGGAAUGCAGAGGCUGGGAGGCUGGGUUCUGUGGGCCUGGACACCCCACAUUGCAGGGAGCCCCUUGGGAUUUGGUAAAGGGAAGCACCAUCUGCAGAGAGAUGUCCCCUCUCUGGGCACUGCUGCAAUGUUGAUGUAAGGGCUGGUCCCCAGGGCACAGUUGAAGGGCCUGUCUCUGAGAUCAGAGCCACCUACUCAGGCCUCACCCUGAGGCACAUCCCAUGAGCCCCGAGCUCCAUGGCCACCCUCGUGCUCAGCAGAGCUGCUGGUGCAGCUCAGGUCAGUGGUCAUGUCCUUGCCUUGUGAAAGGCAGCAUGUUGCUGAGCCUGGGGCUGGAGGAGGGGAGGGACAGGAUAAGCAAGGAUGAGCCAGGAGGGCAGCGGAAGAAACAGGUGUGAUGGAAGUCAGGGACCUCAGGGCUGUCCCGUGGCAUUGGGGAUGGUACCGUGUGAUUCAGAUACAACUCACUGUCAAAGUCAGGCCAACUCCCGGCUCAUGGAGUGGCAGGCGGGGUUGAUGGGAACAGCAUGGCCUGGCCUGGGCUUUGAUACUGUGUUGUGGUCCAUGUGAUGUGGCCUGAGAUGUGCAGGCCUUCUUGGCAGCUCUGUGAGGGUCACAGUGGACAUUGGGCCAUGUUGGGCCCUCUGUGUCAUCCCCAGAGGGACCCGGCAUGAUACCCCACUUCUUCCUGCCUGGAGGCCCUUACCUCACUUGGCUUUUGUGUUUUUCUUUCCUUUGCAGCCACCAAAAUAGAAGAACUAACACAGAAA